CAUCUUUCCGUCUUUCGACCAAAGAGUGCGCCCUUGUAAUCUGAAGAUGUUUUCUGAAGCUCAAAUUUGAAGAAGAAAUUAGUGCUUUUUUAUCCAAAGUGCCAAUUUUUACCCAUAUCAACAAUUAUGUAUUCAAUGAUGAGACGAUUAAAAGUGUCUGGGAUUCCAUUAUCUCAGCUUAUCCAUCGUAGAGCGGCCAGAAAUGUGCUGGUUGAGGUACAGAAUGCAUCAUUUCAGCAAGGAACCGGUGCUACCCAUUCCGUCUUGCCAAAGGACUUGGUGUUCCCAUCAAGUUCAAGAAUAUCAUCUCAUUACAGAGCUUUAACAGCAGAUAGAUAUACAGGAUUUGUAAGAUAUUCAAGUGGGAGCAAUGAAAAGGAAGAAUUAAGUGACCUUCAUUUUGAGAAGAUUGUCGAUGAGGCGCUGGAUCAUCUUUCAGAAUUCUUUGAAAUACUUGGAGAUUCAGAGAAAUGCCCAGCAGACUUUGAUGUCUUGUACAGUUCUGGUGUACUAACAGUAGCCUUUGGUCAGGAGCAUGGAACUUAUGUAAUCAACAAGCAAACACCAAACAAACAGAUAUGGCUGUCAUCCCCAACAAGUGGACCCAAGAGAUACGACUACAUCAACAAAAGAUGGAUCUAUGUUCACGACGGCAUGGCCAUCCAUGACCUUCUCUCAGAAGAGAUCUCAAAGAUCCUGGAUUCUCCCGUAGACGUCACAGAGGCUGAAAGGUGGGACACGUGACAUCAAGCAAUUGAUAUAUGAAGAAGAUGAGACUACUUUGGGUUCUCGGGAAUUCUUGGAAAUAUUCAGCGUGGAACAGAGGAGAAGCAAAAAAUUUAAUUGAAGCAAAUGUUUUGAAAUGAGUUGUGUCAUUUCGAGUUCCAUUGACUUUUGAUUCAUCACGCAAUGGUGCAUGCAAUGAAGAAUCAACAAACAAUUGUAUUUAAUCAUAAAUUGUUGGCUUGUUCUAUGCAAUUUGUUUGCCAACAUGUAUUAUGCAGUUUCUUUAUUGAUUGAUGAAGCUAUUGGGAAAUGUUCUUGUAUCGGAAGGGAGCAAAAAAUCCUUCCUAUCGGCUUGAGGUUACAUUUGCAGUACAUGUAUUUCAUUGAGACUACUUGUGCCUGUAAAAAUGCAAGUAGAUCCAAAUUUGUCUUUGUAAUAACAGUAUUCUAUUCAGGCAAAUUUUUAACUUGAGUUAGCCCACUGCAUUGGGGUUAAUUAGGAAGAAGGACAACUCUUUAAAUGUUGUAUUAAAAUCAUCUUAUUGUGCAAUCAUUCAAUUAGUUCGUCCCUCCAAAUCCUGUGUAAAAAUUUCAAAAUGUUGUACUAUCAUUGUACUGAUAUUUAUAUCACAGUGAACCUUGUUCUAUCAAACUCCAUGGGACUUGUGAAAUAUCCUGUAAAGUCUUUACAUCAAAACUGUGUUAUAUCAGGGCUGGAAAACACAAGAAUACAAAGAAGAUUUGCAUAUUAUUUUGUGAUUAUGAAUAAUAUUUAUGUUAUAUUUUAUUCAUACUCCUUAUCCAUCAGCCAAUAAAAUGCAAGAUAAAUCUUUUUUGAUUGAAUUUAUAUAUUCUUGCUAUUCUCUUUAUAUGUACACUUUACGCUCAGUCUAAGUUCAACUUUUAGAAAAAGAAGUUGGAGUGAGGUCUAGGUUUUUCCAUUUUAAAUCAAACGUGACUUAUUUCAGCACUGGAUUUAAAUGAAUUCAGUAGAAUAACGACCAUACCAACUCAAUACCAUUACACUCCAAAACACAAGAACACUUUGCACAAAUGAAUUUUGACUAAUAAUUUAAUUCAGUGACUUGCAUUACCUCUAUCCAUCCUUGAUAAACAUAACAAGUUGUGUACUUUUGUUCAUUAAAGUUUAUUAAAGUUUACAAAGUGAAUGCGA
Molecule: messenger RNA, 1900 nt
Organism: Strongylocentrotus purpuratus (purple sea urchin)
Lineage: Eukaryota; Metazoa; Echinodermata; Echinoidea; Camarodonta; Strongylocentrotidae
Product: frataxin, mitochondrial
Exons: 5
Coding region: 127-744 (205 amino acids)
Biological process (GO): iron incorporation into metallo-sulfur cluster; intracellular iron ion homeostasis
Cellular component (GO): mitochondrion
Molecular function (GO): 2 iron, 2 sulfur cluster binding; ferrous iron binding; iron chaperone activity
Source: RefSeq, a predicted model, not a curated record